Molecule: messenger RNA, 1491 nt
Organism: Alligator sinensis (Chinese alligator)
Lineage: Eukaryota; Metazoa; Chordata; Crocodylia; Alligatoridae
Gene: CDK7
Product: cyclin dependent kinase 7
Exons: 12
Coding region: 512-1270 (252 amino acids)
Biological process (GO): protein phosphorylation; positive regulation of transcription by RNA polymerase II
Cellular component (GO): nucleus; transcription factor TFIIH holo complex; cytoplasm
Molecular function (GO): cyclin-dependent protein serine/threonine kinase activity; RNA polymerase II CTD heptapeptide repeat kinase activity; ATP binding
Source: RefSeq, a predicted model, not a curated record
GGGCCAGGCCGGGCCGGGGGGGAUGGGGGCGGUCGUCCGUCAGUCCCCGCGGGACCCGAGUGACCGACCGCGCUGUGUUUCUGCCCUAGUUCGCCACCGUGUACAAGGCGCGGGACAAGAGCAGCGGCCGGAUCGUGGCCAUCAAGAAGAUUAAGCUUGGACAUAGAUCAGAAGCUAAAGAUGGAUGUGAAGCCAAGCUUGAACAUAGCUCCAAGACUGAUGAGAGAGAAUGCCAGACAUCUCUCAAGAAUUCAUUAGUGAGAUCUGAGACCAAUGUUGGUACUCAUGCCUCUGAUGGAACAGAAUAAGGGCCCAAACGUGUUCUGGAGGCACACAUCUCACCUGGAGAGGUCCAUGAUGCAGAAGUGGCCUGAACCAGGACUGCAUUUCCUGAAUCAACAGAACAGCCCUCAGGGAAAUAAAACUGUUACAGGAGUUAAGCCAUCCAAAUAUUAUUGGUCUUCUUGAUGCAUUUGGACACAAAUCCAAUAUUAGUUUGGUGUUUGAUUUCAUGGAAACAGAUUUAGAGGUUAUAAUUAAGGAUACUAGUAUUGUGCUGACUCCAUCUCACAUCAAAGCAUACAUGCUGAUGACACUUCAGGGCUUAGAAUACUUGCAUCAACACUGGAUUCUACACAGGGAUCUCAAACCAAACAACUUGUUACUAGAUGAAAAUGGGGUUCUCAAGCUGGCUGAUUUUGGCUUGGCAAAAUCUUUUGGAAGCCCCAAUAGAGUCUACACACAUCAGGUAGUAACAAGAUGGUAUCGAGCACCGGAGCUGCUGUUUGGUGCUCGAAUGUAUGGCGUAGGUGUUGAUAUGUGGGCUGUUGGCUGUAUUUUGGCAGAAUUGCUCCUAAGGGUCCCAUUUUUGCCAGGAGACUCUGAUCUUGAUCAGCUGACGAGAAUAUUUGAAACAUUGGGCACUCCAUCAGAAGAGCAGUGGCCUGGUAUGACAAGCCUUCCAGAUUAUGUAACAUUUAAGAGUUUCCCUGGAACACCGCUUCAGCAUAUCUUCAGUGCAGCUGGUGAUGACUUGCUAGAUCUUCUACAAGGUUUAUUCACAUUUAAUCCUUGUAUUAGGGUCACAGCUACUCAGGCAUUGAAACAGAAGUAUUUUAGUAACCGACCAGGACCAACUCCAGGAAGUCAGUUGCCAAGACCUAACUGUCCUGCAGAAGCCUUAAAGGAGCAACAGAAUCCACUUGUAAAUUUAAAAAGGAAGCGAACAGAUGGAAUAGAUCAAGGAUUACCAAAAAAGUUGAUUUUUUGAUUGCCAUGGAUGGUGAAUGAAUGAUGCUGAAAACUGACGGUGAAAUAGCCUGAGACCAAAACAGUGGGAAAAUGCUAUGAGGAUAAUGGACGUUUUUCUUGAAAAAUUAAUUUGUAAUAUAUUUAUAUGUGUAAAAUACAAUACUUAAUAUGUCAGUGUUAAAAGUGUGAUGUUUUAUUAAGUCUAGACCUUUUUGAAUAAAAAGUCUCUCUUAUUUUUAA